This is a messenger RNA of Ahaetulla prasina, 1035 nucleotides long. RefSeq names its product cAMP-dependent protein kinase inhibitor beta-like. The coding region runs from base 276 to 503 and encodes 75 amino acids. Gene Ontology annotation, biological process: negative regulation of cAMP-dependent protein kinase activity. The record is from RefSeq and is a predicted model, not a curated record. Gene Ontology annotation, molecular function: cAMP-dependent protein kinase inhibitor activity. NCBI's taxonomy places the organism in Eukaryota, Metazoa, Chordata, Lepidosauria, Squamata, Colubridae. The transcript has 3 exons. Gene Ontology annotation, cellular component: cytoplasm; nucleus.
ACCCCCUUGGAAGCAAUUGGUAGAUCCGGCAGGCGUUCCAGGCAAGCAACUCACAGUCUGCUGAUACCCAAAAGCAGCUUGCAAAUUGAGGAAGAGGGAUGCUCCAGGAGACCAUGGAGACGGAUUAGGAACAGCGGUUGCAACAUGCUUCGAGGCAGAUUCCAUGAUUGAUCCGUUGGUGUUUUUUUUAUUUUUUUAUUCUGCUCCCCGACCUUGCCUGACAGUCCCCCUUGGAGAUCAGCCCUUCCAUUUUUCCACAGCUCCCUUGGGGAAGUAUGACUGAGGUGGAGCCCGUCCUGGAUUUUGCAUCAUCAGGGCGCACUGGCCGAAGAAACGCCUUGCCGGAUAUCCUGGGUUCACCAGCUGGCGUCAGCCCCACCGACUUGCCCCUGAAACUGGCAGAAAUGUCUAUCACCUCAGACAGAUCACAAGAAAUGCAGUCACCAGCCACAGAGGUGCCUCCACCAGCACCCCAAAGCCCAGAGUUGAAAGAUACCUCUUAACCCUUCCUCCUGGAGGUCAACUGAAGAAGGAGGAGCUUCCUGACAUCCAAAGAAGUUUGCCUGCAGUUUGCUGGGGCUACCUGGCGAAACUUGUCUUAACAUCCUGUGGUAUGAAGGAGAGACACAGGAGGAUGGAAAAAAUAAGCCACCGCACAUUUUAUAAAGACCUGAGUGGGACCUUUAGGGACUCCUUCUUCAGAGGGCACUUGAAGAACUGCAAGACAGAAUGGAAGGGGUUGCUACAGAGUUAAGUUUGUUUCCACAGCUCUGGUGCAGGGAGCAACCAUGAACAGAAAGUCCCGUCAAGUUGCUUUGGAAUCAUCUAGUUCAGGAUUGUCUUGGUUGAAAGCUGCAGGUUCCCAGAGCUUCAGCCAGGGGCCUUCUUGAAGCUCAUCUGGAGAUACCGAGAACUUGGCAUGGGAACCAGCUACAAAGGCUGUUCCGCUGAACUUCAUCCUUAACGGUGCAUCUGCCAUAUAUUUGUGGGUCCAAAAUGUUAUUCCAAGAUCCAUGAGGUGUUGUUAUUUUUUUU